Molecule: messenger RNA, 1896 nt
Organism: Rhinichthys klamathensis goyatoka
Lineage: Eukaryota; Metazoa; Chordata; Actinopteri; Cypriniformes; Leuciscidae
Product: GTPase IMAP family member 8-like
Exons: 7
Coding region: 85-1860 (591 amino acids)
Molecular function (GO): GTP binding
Source: RefSeq, a predicted model, not a curated record
AUCCACACGGUCCUUACGCUGCAGAAACCAACGCUUUAGGAGAUUAAUCACAUUUUCCAUGAAAGUUAAAGCCACAGUGUGAAAAUGUCCAAACAUCAAGAAGAAAAACAAAUGGAGUUGAGAGUGGUGUUGCUCGGAAGCCGUCAAACUGGGAAGACAUCAGUGAUCGACACUAUACUGGGAACCAGUGCAACACACGAGCUGGUGAAGAGAGAGGGCUUUAUUGAUGGCAGGAGACUCAGACUGGUUGAGACCCCCGGCUGGUGGAAAACAUUCAGUCUUAAUGAUUUAUCAAACAUCUGCAAACAGCAGCUGGCUCGCAGGAUUGCUCUGACGUCACCGGGACCCCACGUGGUGUUGAUCGUGAUUCGGGCCGAUCGCACGUUCACCGAUUCCGAUGGGAAGUUUCUGGAGGAAUAUGUGGAGCUGAUGGGAGCGAAUAUCUGGCCUCACACACUCAUAAUCUUCACAAGAGGAGAUUUGAUCGAACGAGAACACAUAGAGCAACGUGUUCAGGAUCCGGGGUCAGCGCUCAAGCGACUCGUUGAAAAAUGUGACGAUAAAUAUCACGUUUUUAAUAAUUCAAACCGUCAUGAUCGAACACAAGUCACAGAGUUGCUCAAGAAAAUCGAAGGUAUUGUUGGGAAGAAUAACGGCAGGCACUUUGACAUUGACUUGGAUAAAGUAAAGGAGGUUAAUGAGCGCUGGGAGGAACUUCAGACGAGAGCGAGUGCUAGAAAACACGGAGUACAGAAGCAACGGUCGAUAGUUAAAGGGAAAGCAUAUGUACAUCUUCUUGAGGAGGUCAGAGUUGUUUUGCUGGGAUGGAUCCUCUCCGGAAAGAGCGCAGCCGGAAACACAAUCUUGAAUCGGGAUGAAUUUGACAUCGGAGGAAGAACAGGCGAGGGAAUAAGAGGCUUCGGAGACGUGGACGGACGGACGUUGACCGUUUUAGACACUCCGGGAUGGUGGAAGUAUUUUGCAUCAGAAUUUAACCCAGACUUUAUUAGAUCUGCCAUUUUAAAAAAUGUUUCCGAGUGUAAGAAAUUCCCUCAUGCCCUGUUGCUCGUGAUUCCAGCCGAUACAUCAUUUCAGGAAGAGCAAAAGCGAAUCAUUGAGGAAAACAUGUCUAUAUUAGGAGAGGACGUCUGGAGACACACUAUAGUUCUGUUCACGUGGGGUGACCGGUUUAAAGACGUCUCGAUCGAGCAGCACAUCGAGAGCGAAGGUGAAGCGCUUCAGUGGCUGAUUGUGAAAUGCAAGUACAGAUAUCAUGUGUUCGACAACACAGACAAGAAGAAUCGAGCUCAAGUCACAGAGCUGCUCCAGAAGAUCGACGAGAUGGCGGCAGAAAACAGUGUGUUUCGUCUCGACACACACAAAUACACUGAUCCGGAGAAAAGCCAUCCGAGACAGGAGGAUCCGAUGAUGACCGAGAUCAGACUGGAGGAUGUGUGUCACUUUCUGGACGACGGCUUUAAGAGAAAAGCUGAAGAGAUUAGAAGGAAGAUUGAAAACUUACGCGGGGAUAUCAUGGAAGAACGUCUAAACUUUGAUGAAUGUAGCAAGGGUACUCCUCCUAUCUUUGAGGAUGAACUUCCUGAUUCCCAGAAGGAAGUGAUCAUUCCAGCUCAACAGGACAACAUUCCUGAGCCGAUUAAAACACUUCUGGAGAGAGAGUUCAGCCGAUGGGAAAGUAUCAUCAUAGAAGGCGUCCGGGAAAGUUUGCUGGAUAUUAAAUCAUCAUUUGAACUCUCUCCGGAUGAGAAGCGGCAGAUGACAGAGGACUCUGUGCAGAAGUGGCUCAAGAACUGCAGACAUUAUGUGGAACACACGGUGGAUAAAAUACGAGCUCCUUAAUCAGGGAUCUGAAGAUCCAGUGUGUGUGUGUGUGUG